AUGAAGCUCUUAAUUAUUUAUUUAAUUUCUUUAUUCAUAAUAAGGAUUGUAUGUCCUCCAAAGAAACACACAAUAGCUAGUUUAGAUGAUAAUCCAAAUAAACGCCGAAGUGUGUCGGGAAGCGACACCGGGACGGGGACAGGAACAAGCAAUCCAGACGCUACUACAAGUACAGGAAUGCCUAGUCCGCAGGGAGAGCAUCAAACAAAUUUUUUCGGAUUGGAUGAGAUUUUUGGCAGUCAUCCCUUUCAUAAUCAACAAGAACAACAGCCUCCGACAAGUUUUGGUUCUUCUUUCCCGCAUUUUAAUCUACCAGACUACACUUAACA
Molecule: messenger RNA, 329 nt
Organism: Meloidogyne enterolobii
Lineage: Eukaryota; Metazoa; Nematoda; Chromadorea; Rhabditida; Meloidogynidae
Source: the annotation of a GenBank genome assembly